AAGACCAUCAUAAUAGACUUUCAGUUUCAGUUUUAGUUUUCCCACUUUUAAUUGUGUUUUUAAACCAUGGCUAAGGUGACAAAAUCCAAGGUUCAGGCGAAAGCCGUGCCCCAGAAGGCUCAGAACAACAAGAAACGGGCUCGUGAAGCGGUUGAGCAAGACUCAUCAUCCGGUUCUGAAUCUGAAUCUGAAGUUGAAUCCAAUGAAAAAUUGGUUGAAGAACUUGAUGAGGACUUUGACGAGGUAGCCGAGCUUCUCGGACAAGACGUCAAGGACCCAACCUCCAAGAGAGAAAAGAAACAGGCUGCCAGAGACGAACAACAGGAAGAAGUGACUCGUCAACUCACCAAGCCAAAAGUUGAAGAAGUUAUCUCCGAAGAAGAAACAGCAAACUUUGCCGACGUUGGUCUUUCAGAACCAACCUUAAGGGCUAUCAAGGAUAUGGGAUUCACCAAGAUGACCAAGGUUCAAGCCAAGACCAUCCCACCGCUUCUUGCUGGCCGUGAUGUCCUUGGUGCCGCCAAGACCGGUUCUGGUAAGACUUUGGCCUUCCUUAUCCCCGCCAUCGAGAUGCUUUAUUCUCUCAAGUUCAAGCCAAGAAACGGUACUGGGGUCAUUGUUGUGUCCCCUACCAGAGAAUUGGCCUUACAAAUCUUUGGAGUUGCCCGUGAACUUAUGGCUCAUCAUUCACAAACUUUUGGUAUUGUCAUUGGAGGUGCCAAUAGAAGACAAGAAGCUGAAAAGCUUGCCAAGGGGGUCAACUUGUUGAUUGCCACCCCGGGUAGAUUGCUCGAUCAUUUACAAAACACCCCAGGGUUCAUUUUCAAGAACUUGAAGGCUCUUGUCAUUGAUGAAGCUGAUCGUAUUUUAGAAAUUGGGUUUGAAGAAGAAAUGAAACAAAUCAUCAAGAUCUUACCUAAGGAAGAAAGACAAUCCAUGUUGUUCUCCGCCACACAAACCACCAAGGUUGAGGAUUUGGCCAGAAUCUCCUUGAGAGCUGGUCCACUUUAUAUCAAUGUUGUUCCUGAAUCCGAUGUUUCCACCGCCGAUGGGUUGGAACAAGGUUACGUUGUUUGUGAAUCCGACAAACGUUUCCUUCUUCUUUUCUCCUUCUUGAAGAGAAACGUCAAGAAGAAGAUUAUUGUUUUCCUUUCAUCUUGUAACUGUGUCAAGUAUUUUGGAGAAUUACUCAAUUAUAUUGAUUUGCCAGUGUUGGACUUGCAUGGUAAGCAAAAGCAACAGAAGCGUACCAAUACCUUUUUCGAGUUUUGUAAUGCCAAGCAAGGUAUUUUGAUCUGUACUGACGUUGCUGCCAGAGGAUUGGAUAUCCCAGCCGUUGAUUGGAUUAUUCAAUUCGAUCCACCUGAUGAUCCAAGAGAUUACAUCCAUAGAGUUGGUAGAACUGCCAGAGGUUCCAACGGUAAGGGUAGAUCGCUUAUGUUCUUGACCCCAUCAGAAUUGGGAUUCCUUCGUUACUUGAAGGCUGCCAAUGUCCCAUUGAAUGAAUAUGAAUUCCCAACUUCCAAGAUUGCCAAUGUUCAAUCCCAACUUACCAAGUUGAUCAAGAGUAACUACUGGUUACACCAAUCUGCCAAGGAUGGGUACAGAUCGUACUUGCAAGCAUAUGCAUCUCAUCAUUUGAAGACUGUUUACCAAAUUGACAAGUUGGAUCUUGUCAAGGUUGCCAAAUCAUUUGGAUUUGAAGUUCCACCUAAGGUUAACAUUACCAUUGGAGCUAGUGGUAAGUCUUUAGAAAAGAAGCAUAAGAAGCAGAAAAGGGCAUAGAUUAUAUAGGCGUGUAUUUUAGAGAAAAUAAUAACAGAAACUAUUAGAA
[Candida] anglica is the source of this 1834-nucleotide messenger RNA. The record is from the annotation of a GenBank genome assembly. NCBI's taxonomy places the organism in Eukaryota, Fungi, Ascomycota, Pichiomycetes, Serinales, Debaryomycetaceae.